Molecule: messenger RNA, 1145 nt
Organism: Brassica oleracea var. oleracea
Lineage: Eukaryota; Viridiplantae; Streptophyta; Magnoliopsida; Brassicales; Brassicaceae
Exons: 1
Coding region: 78-845 (255 amino acids)
Source: RefSeq, a predicted model, not a curated record
GAGAUGCAUGGGUCCACUUCCUUCUUCUAACUACUCUCUCUCUCACUCUUCUCACAUUUCUCUAUCUGAUCGAGAAAAUGGAUUCGAUCUCCUUCGACACCGUGAAAGCAGAGAAAGCCAAGGCGCUGCAUCGUUUGCAGAGCAUUGGUUUCCUCUUCCGCGUAACAGAGAUCUGCCUCGCUCUUCUCUUACUCUGCUGGAUCUUCUCCUCCCUUCCUUUCGCCGCUCGAAUCUCCGGCGAGUUUCUCCGUCGUCUCGCUUGCGUCGUCUCCUCUCCUCUCUUCAUGUUCGUCCUCGGUAACUCCAUCGUCGUCGCUCUUCUCACCACCAAAUCCACCGUCUUCUCCAACGGCGUCCACGGCGGAGGAGAGGCGGAUAUCUACGACGCGUUCAUCAGAUCCGGUGAGAAUCGCGCCAGUUCUUCCGACGUCAGAGGUAUCCCGGAAGAGACCACCGUUUACGACGACAAACAGAUGAUCGGCACUGAAACAGAUUCGGCUUCAAAUUCAAAUUCAAUUCCGACGGUGGCGCGUGAAGAUCACGCGACAACCGAACCGGAGAAGGAAACGGUUACUGAUUUAGUGAAGGAUCAUUCUCCUCCUCCGACGAAGGUCUAUCGAAGAAGCAAAUCGGAAAGACAGAGACUAGAUACUGUGAUGAAACCGAAGCCUUCGCUCCGGCGAUCGGAGACAGAGAAGUGCCGUGAAACCGUUAAGCCGUGCGAAGAAGUGCCGUUUCCGGAGGAUAAUCUGACAAACGAAGAGUUUCAGAAAACGAUCGAAGCAUUCAUCGCCAAACAGUUGAUUUUCCGUCGCCGAGAAUCCCUCGCCGUCGUUAUCCCAUAAUAACCACAUCUAAAAUGAAUAUAUAUAUACAUAACUAUAUAUGUAUCUUCGAGUUCGAACCAACAAGCACAGUUUUGUAAGGAAGAGACAUCAAGACAAAGCACAAAUUUAACAGCAUAGAAGAUUGAUCGAUCUCUGUUUUGUCCUUUCGUUGUUGGUUCGAAUACGUAUAGCUUCUAAAAUGUUCGAAUCAAGUUUGUUUUUAAAGAUUUUGCAUUUAGAACAUGAACUAUAUGAAUAGUGCUUCUCUGUUUCUCCUAAUGUUCACGAUUUUUAAAUAAUUACAUAGUAUCUUGUCCU